This is a messenger RNA of Penicillium egyptiacum, 348 nucleotides long. Lineage: Eukaryota; Fungi; Ascomycota; Eurotiomycetes; Eurotiales; Aspergillaceae. The record is from the annotation of a GenBank genome assembly.
AUGGGCUUAGAGAAGAAGAAAAGCGCCCAUUUACGAACUGAUAUUAGAUAUAUUUUCGACGGGAAUGCUCUAUUCUUGACUGCAACCGAGGCCGCCAGGAGUCAUGCUCCUGCGUCGCAUUUUGCCGGUGGAGGCAUUAUUGUCGCUAUUGGAUACCCAUUGAACACAGAGCUCUAUGAUAUGCGACGACGAACCCUUAAUUUAUCUCCGCCAACAGAAACUCAAUUUCCAGACCUGGAGUCGCCGAUGUAUUCCUUGACUUCAUUCGAAGUUCAGUUCGAUCGGGGUCAAGGCCCGGUUUCCACUAGUCUCUGUCUCCAGAGAAGCACCCUACGGCCAUUCGUAUAG